Messenger RNA from Marmota flaviventris (yellow-bellied marmot), 1248 nucleotides. It is a transcript of the gene Got1l1, whose product is annotated as glutamic-oxaloacetic transaminase 1 like 1. Gene Ontology annotation, molecular function: L-aspartate:2-oxoglutarate transaminase activity; pyridoxal phosphate binding. Gene Ontology annotation, cellular component: cytosol. Gene Ontology annotation, biological process: L-aspartate biosynthetic process. NCBI's taxonomy places the organism in Eukaryota, Metazoa, Chordata, Mammalia, Rodentia, Sciuridae. The record is from RefSeq and is a predicted model, not a curated record.
AUGCCCACCCUUUCAGUGUUCAUGGAUGUGCCUAUGAUGCACAAGCUAGAAGGCACCUUGUUAAAGACCUACAAACAAGAUGAUUACCCUGACAAGAUGUUCCUGGCCUACAAAGUCUGCAUGACCAAUGAAGGCCAACCCUGGGUUUCUCUUGUGGUAAACAAGACCCGACUGCAGAUUGCACAGGAUCCCUCUCUGAACUAUGAGUACUUGCCUAUGAUUGGCAUGAAAUCAUUCAUUCAGGCCUCCUUGGAACUCCUCUUCGGAAAGUACAGCCAAGCCAUUGUGGAGAACAGGGUAGGAGGUGUGCACACUGUUGGUGACAGUGGUGCCUUCCAGCUUGGGGCCCAGUUCCUCAAGACCUGGCUUAGGGAUGCUCAAGUCGUUUGCAUGAUUUCAACUCAAAAAGAACCAUAUGGAAUCGUCUUCCAGGACAUGGGCUUUACAGUCUACGAAUACUGCAUCUGGGAUCCCAAGCACCUGUGCAUGGACUCCAACAUAUUCCUUGAUGUGGUGGAGCAGAUGCCACGUGACUGUAUCCUGGUGAUUGGGAACAUCACUGACUGCAAGUGGACACAAAGUCAGUUGGCCAAGUUGAUGCUCACCAUUAAGAACAAACGGAUAUUCCCAUUUUUUGACAUUCCCUGUCAAGGUUUAUCCACCGGUGACCUGGAAGAAGAUGCCGAAAUCUUACAAUACUUUGUGUCUCAAGGUUUUGAGUUCUUCUGCAGCCAGUCUCUGUCCAAGAAUUUUGGCAUUUAUGAUGAAGGACUGGGGAUGCUGGUCGUGGCAACACUCAACAACCAGCACUUGCUGUGUGUCCUCUCCCAGCUGAUGAACUACACCCAGGCACUGUGGCUCAACCCUCCUGCCAGGGGUGCUCGCAUAAUCACCUCCAUCCUCUGUAACCCUGCCCUUCAGGGAGAAUGGAAGCAGAGUCUCAAAGAGGUUGUAGAGAACAUCAUGUUGAUCAAGGAGAAGGUGAAGGAGAAGCUCCGGCUCCUGGGAACCCCUGGCUCCUGGGACCACAUCACUGAACAGACUGGGACCCACGGUUAUCUUGGACUCAGCCACCAACAGGUGGAAUACCUGAUCAAGAAGAAGCAUAUCUACAUGCCCAAGAGUACUAGGAUUAACUUCACCUGUAUCAAUGCCAGCAACAUUGACUACAUCACCCAGAGCAUCAAUGAGGCUAUCCUCUUCACAAAGAACUCCGAGAAACAUCUUCAGGAUGUAAAUGACCACUGA